AUCAGCAGCAGCAGUCUUAUCUGUGGGCCGCAGGGGCUGAUGGGAGCUUUGAGGACCUGUUAGAAACCACGUGGCCCUCGUCUGAUCUCACAGCUCGUCCUUGUUUGGCCUCAGCUGCAUCAGAGCGCCACUUCUCCCCAGGUUCACCAGAGGAAACACCACUGCACAAAAUGCUUUUCCUCCCAGCUGCUGCUCUGUGCUGUCUGUGUUCAGCACUGGUUACCAUGGCAGCUGAACAGCUGAUUCAAGAUGGUUUAACAUUGACCAGGAGAGUUGGAGAAAGUGUCUCCUUCAGCUGUGGAGGGACGGAACAGUGUUAUAGCGGUGUGCCCUAUGUACAGUGGUUCCAGAAGAAAGAAAAUGAAACAUUCAAAUUUAUUUUUGUUUUUCAUAGAGAUAGUGGUGAAGCUCCACCUGAUUUCGAGAACAGUACUUUCACAGCUGUAAAUAAAGGGAAAGGCUGGGAGUUAGAGAUUAAGGAAAUUAAAUUAAAUCAUUCAGCCACCUACUAUUGCUUCUGUCCUAAGCUUGAUACCCACAGAUGGAACUACCUCAUCUUUGGCUCUGGAACUAAACAUUUAUUUUCCUUCAAUGAGCAGGUAGUGAAGCCCGUGGUGAGCGUGUACCCAGCAGCAUCCAGAGCCCACCUGGAGGGGAACAGCUCCCUGCUGUGUGUGGCCUCAGCCAUGUUUCCUCCUCUGGUCCAGUUCUCCUGGAAAAGACAGAAGAAGAACGGCGGAGAAGCGGAGGAGCUGCCCCCUGCUGAGGGAGAGCAGCUGGAGCUCAGAGAGUCGGGACGCAGCGCCUCCAUCUUACUGAUCAAUCAGCAGGACACCAACACAUAUAAAUACAGCUGCUCCGUGAAGCACGAGGGGGGCACAGUGGAGGCCCAAACACAACAAGGUAAUGAAGGCUUGGUGACUCAGAGGACUGACAUUUCUCACUGCAGCUCCAAACAUUUGACUCCUUUUCUUUUUCCACCCACAGAUUAUGUUCUUUCUAUGCACAAGGUAAGGCUGCUCUGCCUGCUGUACACAGUGCUGAUAGUGAAGAGUCUGGUGUACUGCUGUGGACUCUCUCUGCUGAUGAUCCGCAGAAACAAGGGAGCGUCCACCAACUGCACACAUGCUGACUGACUGUUUUCUGCUCGCCUUUUCUCACCAUCAAAUCUCAUCAAUUCAUCUCAUUCAUCACUUUGAUCAGUAUCACAAAUGUUAGUUAUGAUGUGUUGUGCUUAUUUUGGCUUUUUAUUCAAUAGUUAGAAGAUCAUCUGAAAUAAAUACAUCUUUAC
This is a messenger RNA of Pelmatolapia mariae (spotted tilapia), 1291 nucleotides long. Its product is annotated as immunoglobulin lambda-1 light chain-like. The transcript has 5 exons. Lineage: Eukaryota; Metazoa; Chordata; Actinopteri; Cichliformes; Cichlidae. The record is from RefSeq and is a predicted model, not a curated record. The coding region runs from base 171 to 1136 and encodes 321 amino acids.